Anolis sagrei ordinatus is the source of this 1230-nucleotide messenger RNA. It is a transcript of the gene GJA8, whose product is annotated as gap junction protein alpha 8. Gene Ontology annotation, biological process: gap junction-mediated intercellular transport; cell-cell signaling. The record is from RefSeq and is a predicted model, not a curated record. Gene Ontology annotation, molecular function: gap junction channel activity. Gene Ontology annotation, cellular component: connexin complex. NCBI's taxonomy places the organism in Eukaryota, Metazoa, Chordata, Lepidosauria, Squamata, Anolidae.
AUGGGUGACUGGAGUUUCUUGGGGAACAUUUUGGAAGAGGUGAAUGAACAUUCCACUGUCCUUGGGAAAGUUUGGCUUACGGUGCUCUUCAUUUUCCGCAUCCUGAUCUUAGGCACUGCUGCAGAAUUUGUAUGGGGAGAUGAACAGUCAGACUUUGUGUGCAACACCCAGCAGCCAGGUUGUGAGAAUGUCUGCUACGAUGAGGCCUUCCCCAUCUCCCAUAUCCGGCUAUGGGUCUUGCAGAUCAUCUUUGUCUCCACUCCCUCCCUGAUUUACUUGGGUCACACUGCACACCAUGUAAGGAUGGAAGAGAAAAAGAGAGAGCGGGAAGCAGCAGAGAGAGGCCUACAACAGCAAGAUGAAAGAGAUGAUGAAAAAUCAUCCCUUGAUCCAGAGCAGAAGAGUCCAGUAUCUACCAAGAGAACCAAGAGGUUCCACCUUGAAGGAACACUUUUGAGAACCUAUAUCUGCCACAUCUUUUUCAAAACCUUGUUUGAGGUAGGGUUCAUAGUAGGUCAGUACUUCCUUUAUGGUUUCAGAAUUCUUCCUCUGUACCGCUGUGGUAGGUGGCCUUGCCCCAACCUUGUAGACUGUUUUGUGUCCAGACCUACAGAAAAGACAGUUUUCAUCAUGUUCAUGCUGGUUGUAGCAUCGGUUUCCCUCUUCCUCAACAUUGUGGAAAUCAGUCACUUGGGUCUUAAGAAGAUUAUGAAUGCCUUCAGGAAACCAAGUGAACAACAGCCCGUGGAAACCCCAGAGAAGCCCCUUCACUCUAUUGCUGUUUCAUCCAUCCAAAAGGUCAAAGGUUACAAGCUGCUGGAGGAGGAGAAGCCAACAUUUCACUAUUUCCCUUUGACAGAAGUGGGAGUAGAAACCACACCUGUUCCUCCUUCAUUGAAUGAGUUUGAGGAGAAGAUGAGCAUGGAACACCUGGAGGACAUUCCCAGUGCCUUUGAGGAGCAAUUGCCAUCCUAUGCCCAAAGGGAUGAUCAAGAAGAGGAGAAAGUGGAAGACCCAGACCAAGAGGUGGCUGAAGGGGUACAAGAUGGACAAGUAGCAAAGGAAUUGAAAGAGAAAGCAGGAGUAAGAGUAGGCAUAGAGAAGAACAUGGAGAAUGAACAUGAGCCUCCAGGAGACAAUGUGGCUCCAACAUCUACAGCUGAUACAAGACCCCUAAGCAGGUUAAGCAAAGGUAGCAGCCGGGCCAGGUCAGAUGAUCUGACUGUAUGA